AUGAUAAAAUAUAUUCAUGAAGCAAAGUGCCCUUCUCAAGCUUCGUUGGCGCAGUCGGCAGCGCGUCAGUCUCAUAAUCUGAAGGUCGUGAUGAUUUUAGCAUGUGUUGCACCAGCCAUCAUUGUUCCAGUAAUGAUAAAAUUAAAAAAUGAAAAUGUUUAUGAAUCUAAAGGAGUAAUUUCAAUAAUUUUAACAUCAGUCACUUUAAUAAACAUGUUUUGUACUACAUCAUUUACGAUGCUUGUAUCAGUGUGUUUUGAAAAUAUGUCAUCUUAUUUAGAAAUUCCAAAACCAAUUUUUAUUGGAAUAUUUUUUGGUACCAUUUCUGGAAUUGUUUCAAGUUUAAUAAUGGUAUAUGUUUUUAAGAAUGAAAAAAAAAAUUCUCCCUUUAAGAAGGCUAUGACAAUAAUGGCAUACUGCUUAUUAAUGUUUUUUGGAAGUAAAUAUUACAAAAAUGAUAUUAUUGGAUCUGUUGGUAUUAUUGUAUUUACAUUGAUAAUAAAUUAUAACUUUAACAAAAACAAUGAACAAGGAUUAAAAAAAGAAGAUAAUAUAUUUAAAUAUGGUUGGAAUAAUUUUAUUGAACCAGUCUUGUUUUCAACAAUAGGAACUACAGUACAAAUCAAAGAAAUGAAUAUAAAUAUUAUUUUGAUAGCGUUAUUAAUUACAAUCAUCUCAACAAUUGUAAAAUGUAUUGCAGUUAUACUAAUACAGAAACUUACUCAUUUAAAUUAUAAAGAAAUGAUUUAUAUAGGAUUUUCAUUUUCAUCAAAAGCUACUGUUCAGGCUACAUUAACAUCAAAAUUAGCAUUAUUGAUAGUACAAAAAAAUUUAUCUAUGGAGGUAUCAUCAAUUUAUCCAAUUGACAAAACAAUUAUUGUUAUUACAAUAAUAUCUAUUAUCAUAUCAGCUCCCUUAGGACAUGCACUAUUGACAUUUUUUCCACACUUUAUUAUAAGAAAAGAAAUUGAAUCUAGUGAAAUUUUAGAUGGUAACUCAGAAACAGAAGAAAAAUCAACAUUUAUUUAA
Strongyloides ratti is the source of this 1029-nucleotide messenger RNA. Its product is annotated as GH07323p. Gene Ontology annotation, cellular component: membrane. The record is from RefSeq and is a predicted model, not a curated record. Bases 1 to 1029 code for a protein of 342 amino acids. Lineage: Eukaryota; Metazoa; Nematoda; Chromadorea; Rhabditida; Strongyloididae. Gene Ontology annotation, molecular function: antiporter activity. Gene Ontology annotation, biological process: proton transmembrane transport. The transcript is spliced from 4 exons.